CUAGGUCAUGCAGAGCUGGUCAGGAGCAGCGCAGACAGGACAUUCCCAACUGAAGAAGUGAGCUUAGGCUGGUUACGUCCUAGAGAGAGGGUGACCUGUUCCUGGACGGUGACAUGAGGGCACUCCGGCGUGUGAGGCAGACUUGGGGCUCCGUGUGGUGCCGUGCCUGGGAGGGAAAUGAGCACCAGAGAACCGCCCAGCGUGCAGAAGGUACGAGGAACCUCCACAUCUGCUCCGCACUGGUGUACAGACAGAACGGCGCUCACGCGGAUGUCCUGCGGCUGGAGAGAAUGGCCUUACCGCCAGUCGAUAAGCACUGCGUGAGACUGAAGAUACUUGCUGCACCAGUGAAUCCAGCGGAUAUCAACAUGCUACAAGGAACAUAUCCAAUACGCCCAACGUUCCCUGCUGUGGGAGGAAAUGAAGGCGUCGGGGAGGUCAUUGAAGUAGGAAGUGAUGUCACCUCUUUGAGCCCAGGAGACUGGGCCAUCCCUGUGGGUGCUGGUUUUGGAACGUGGAGGACAGAAGCGGUGUGUGAUGCGAGUGACAUCAUCAAGGUCCCCAAGGACAUAUCUCUGCUGGGUGCAGCUACCAUUGGGGUCAACCCCUGUACUGCCUAUAGGAUGCUGCAUGACUUCCAGCCACUACGGCCAGGGGACACUGUCAUUCAGAACGGAGCCAACAGUGCAGUGGGACAAGCAGUCAUCCAGAUUGCCGCAGCAUUAGGUGUCAAGACUAUAUGCAUAAUAAGGGACAGAUCCAACCAACAGGAAGUGGUGGAGGAUCUUCUGUCCAUGGGAGCAGACUAUGUGGUGACAGAGGAGACACUGAAGGGGUCAGAAAUGGAGAGAAUAUUCCAGGAGGUCCCAAGGCCUAAGCUAGGCCUGAACUGUGUUGGGGGUCCGUACAGCGGAUAUCUUCUCUCUCAACUAGACCACGAUGGAACACUGGUAACAUAUGGAGGAAUGGCCAGGAAACCACUGCCAGUUCCUGCUAAAGCUCUAAUAUUCAAAAACAUACAUCUGAGGGGAUUCUGGCUGACCAUGUGGAAGAGAGACAAUAGAAAAGGUAAACAGGAACAUCAACAUGAAACACCAAAGCUGCUUGGAGGCAUUCUGAUAACCACCACGUUUCUCCAUACACGUCCCAUCAGACCCAGCCAAGCUGCAGGCCAUGGUGGCCUCCCUCUGCAGCCUCCUGCAGUCCGGCCGCCUGUCCCUCCCCCGGUGCGUCCAGGUGCCAUUUGGGGACUACCGGCACGCCCUGGAUAUGACCCAGUGUGCCCAUCAGCGGAAGCAUGUCCUCCUCAUGUAGACUUAUUAUGGACCUAACGUCCAAAUGUCAACGACCAUAAAAGUGCAUGAA
Messenger RNA from Paramormyrops kingsleyae, 1365 nucleotides. RefSeq names its product enoyl-[acyl-carrier-protein] reductase, mitochondrial. Gene Ontology annotation, cellular component: mitochondrion. Gene Ontology annotation, molecular function: oxidoreductase activity. The record is from RefSeq and is a predicted model, not a curated record. Lineage: Eukaryota; Metazoa; Chordata; Actinopteri; Osteoglossiformes; Mormyridae. Gene Ontology annotation, biological process: fatty acid metabolic process.